Molecule: messenger RNA, 1674 nt
Organism: Clarias gariepinus (North African catfish)
Lineage: Eukaryota; Metazoa; Chordata; Actinopteri; Siluriformes; Clariidae
Gene: slc45a2
Product: solute carrier family 45 member 2
Exons: 7
Coding region: 1-1674 (557 amino acids)
Cellular component (GO): membrane
Molecular function (GO): sucrose:proton symporter activity
Source: RefSeq, a predicted model, not a curated record
AUGACUCUACUGACAAAUGAGAAGCCCAACAAGUUCCCACAUGAGUUGGAAAGCUACACCUCCACCGUGAAGUCUCACUCCAUUGACUGCAGCCCUAAUGGCGAUUAUGCGGAUGGCACGGAGGAGGAAGUGUUUCAGGCUAUGGAGCCUCCAAAGAGGUCGCGUGGACGCCUCAUCAUGCACGCCACAGUGAUGUUCGGGAGGGAAUUCUGCUAUGCGGUGGAGGCUGCAUUCGUCACGCCUGUCUUGCUAAGUGUAGGACUCCCACGAAGUCUGUACAGCCUGGUGUGGCUCAUCAGCCCUGUCCUGGGCUUCAUCCUCCAGCCAGUGAUCGGCUCAGCCAGUGACUUCUGCCGCUCACCAUGGGGACGCAGGAGACCCUACAUCCUUACACUGGGUGUUAUGAUGCUCAUAGGCAUCACCCUGUUUCUCAACGGAGAUGCUGUGGUAUCAGUGCUGGUGCAGCACAUAGGUUGGAAGAGAACUUGGUCCAUAGUGGUGGUUAUGUUUGGAGUAGUCAUGUUUGACUUUUCAGCGGAUUUCAUAGAUGGACCAGUGAAGGCCUACCUGUUUGAUGUUUGCUCUUACCAGGACAAAGAGAGAGGCCUGCAUUACCACGCCCUGCUUACAGGUCUGGGUGGAGCAUGUGGGUAUCUGACUGGUGCCAUGGACUGGGGACAUUCGCCACUGGGGGCUCUACUGGGUUCCGAGUAUCAGGUCAUUUAUUUCUUCUCCGCGCUUACCUGGGGCUUCUUCCUCACUGUGCAUCUCUUCAGUAUUCCCGAGAAACCUUUGGGAAAACAGAAUUCCACUGAGCCCUUGGUCCAUGGUUCCCCCUUGCUGCAGCCAUCAGUCAUGAAUGGUUCCACAUACGGCACUGUGACAAAUGAACCUGAGCUGCGACCCCGAUCGUUCUCGGCUCUAAGCGAGGCCAACUCCAUCACAUCCAGCUCCAAGCAAGGAAGCAGUGAGGUACAGAAGAGGAUGACUCUGAAAUCACUACUGUCUGCCAUGAUUAACAUGCCCAGCCACUACCGCUGCCUAUGUAUCAGCCACCUGCUGGGCUGGACUGCUUUCCUCUGUAACAUGCUCUUCUUUACUGACUUUAUGGGGCAGAUUGUGUAUAAGGGGAACCCUUAUGCUCCUCAUAAUUCAACUGCAUAUGCCACCUAUGAGAGGGGGGUGGAGGUGGGCUGCUGGGGGCUAUGCAUCAAUGCUGUGUCCUCUGCUCUCUAUUCCUACAUACAGAGGCUGCUAAUGCCAUACAUCGGUUUGAAAGGUCUUUACUUCGUGGGUUACUUCGUGUUUGGACUGGGCACAAGUCUAAUUGGUCUGUUUCCAAAUAUCAUCUCUACGCUGACACUGUGCUGUGCGUUUGGUGUGAUGUCCAGCACACUUUACACCGUCCCAUUCAACCUGAUCUCAGAGUACCACAAGGAGGAAGAGGAGAAGAGAAAGCAGAGUGGGAAAGACAUGUCUCUCCAGAGCAGAGGGACGGGAAUGGAUUGUGCAGCUCUGACCUGUAUGGUGCAGUUAGCUCAGAUUAUAGUAGGAGCUGGACUCGGAGCUUUAGUUAAUGUAGCCGGUAGUGUGGUAGUGGUGGUUCUGUCAGCCUCAACUGUGUCCCUCGUCGGCUGUGUCUUUAUUACUGUCUUUAUUAAACAUGUACACUGA